AUGAUCAUGAUUUCACACCAACCUCUUUUCAAAUGGAAAGAUACAUCUCUUACUCUAAAAGAAUAUUUGUCUUUCUUUAAAACAUUAUUUGCCAAUUCCAUAAUUAUCCCAAAAGAUCCUCCAUUGAGUCAUCAAUCAACAUCAAUGACAACACGUUCAUAUGCUCGCAUAGGUUUAAUGGGCAACCCAUCCGAUGGUUUUUAUGGGAAAACAAUUUCUUUAUUAAUUUCUAAUUUUUUUGCAGAAAUUACACUAAUUUCCAAUAAAUUUACUCAUGCACAAGAAUAUUCCAAAAUCGAAUUUUUUCAUUCUAUAAUGACCACUACAUUUUUAUUCCAAUCGAUUGAAUUUUUAUCAAUAUUAUCAUUCAUAGAAGGUUAUACGAAUGCUAAUAGAUUAUUCCAACCAACCUGCAAAGUAUUCUUUGUAUAUUGGAAAAAUAAUAAUCUAUUACUUAAUAAACAAAGCUUUAGAUUAUUUUAUGAAAUAAAUAUACCACGACAAGUUGGACUAUCAGGAUCUUCUGCCAUAAUCACUGCUUUAUGGAAAGCAUUUGAUGAAAUUUUAUAG
Molecule: messenger RNA, 570 nt
Organism: Dentiscutata erythropus
Lineage: Eukaryota; Fungi; Glomeromycota; Glomeromycetes; Diversisporales; Gigasporaceae
Source: the annotation of a GenBank genome assembly